UCGAUCCGUCAUUGGCCUGAAGCAUCGCGGAGGCGCCCAUCGCUUCCCCGGUCAGAUGGUGAAAAAGAGAGAGGGAGAGAGGAUGUGUUGAACCUUCGUAUUGUAACCCGCAGUAUUCAGUGGUGUGCAGAGGUGGACGAACAUGAGAUUGCGGCGGUUCGAGGGCUGAUUAGAACGGUCCUUGCCAGGGCUUGAGCUUGUAGUAAUCGCACCACCGGAUAUAUUGGGUGUUCUCUGACAGUGCCACGUACAAUUGGCCCAUAAACCAGGGUCAGAAGUUCUUUACCUGCUGGUCGUCCCAGGGAAUAGCACUGGGAGAGAAGCUGAGAUGAGUAAACGAAUGAUGACGACAUGUGCCAACGUCUCUGUGCAAGCCCACCAUGUAUCGCGAGCCAAACGAGGACAAACUUUGGGGAAAUUACGAGGCUUCCGGGGAUGCACCGUCUGGCUCACUGGGCUCUCCGGUGCUGGCAAGACCUCGAUAGCAUUUCAGGUGGAGGCGAUCCUAGUAGAGCGCGGGAUAGCAGCCUACGGUUUGGACGGUGACAACGUGCGAACCGGUCUGAACUCGAACCUGGGCUUCACCCGGGAGGACCGCAAAGAAAACAUCCGUCGUGUGGCAGAGGUGGCCAAGCUCUUCGCCGACAGUGGCCAGAUAGUCCUUUGCAGCUUCGUCUCCCCUUACGAGGAGGACCGCCAGACAGCCCGGAGAAUCCACAAGGACUUCGACCUCCCCUUCUUCGAGGUCUUCGUCGACACACCUCUGGACGUCUGCGAGGCACGGGACACAAAGGGCCUCUACAAGAAGGCACGUCAGGGCGCAAUCAAAGGGUUCACUGGUAUAGAUCAGCUCUACGAGCGUCCCCUGCACUCUGAUCUCGUCGUCACCACUGAGAACUGCACCCUAGAGGAGUCAGCGACGAUGGUUAUAGAUCUCCUUGAGAGGAAACACAUAAUUCCUGUCGCUCCCAAGGCUGAUUCCCUCAUUAAGGAGCUCUUCGUCCCAGACGCGAGGAUUGUCACUGCUAAAGCAGAGGCGGAAACACUUUCCUCCGUUGACAUCACCGAAAUUGACGUCCAGUGGCUGCAAAUACUUGCGGAGGGCUGGGCUACCCCGUUGACGGGAUUCAUGAGGGAAGAUCAAUACCUUCAGACUCAACAUCUGAGAUGCUUGAUAGCCGAUGGAAAUGAGAUAAACCAAUCCGUCCCCAUAGUCCUAGCAGUGACGACUGUCGACAAGAACAGACUGGAGGGGCACUCGGCAGUAGCACUGAGAUACAAGAAAGAUCUCCUGGCAAUCCUGCGGAGACCGGAGUUUUUCGCUCACAGGAAGGAGGAGAGAUGCUGCAGGCAGUUUGGUACGAACGACAUGAGACAUCCUUAUGUGAAGAUGAUCCACGACUCCGGGGAUUGGUUGAUGGGUGGGGAUGUCGAAGUGCUGGAGAGAAUCAAAUGGAAGGACGGCUUGGACGACUACAGGCUGACACCCAACGAGAUCAGGGAGAGGUGCAGAGCCAUGAAGGCUGAUGCUGUCUUCGCUUUUCAACUGAGGAAUCCCAUUCACAACGGGCAUGCAUUACUCAUGCAGGACACGAGACAACGUUUGUUGGGAGAAAGAGGAUUCAAAAAUCCAGUUCUAUUGUUGCACCCGCUGGGAGGGUGGACGAAGGACGACGACGUACCUCUGCCAACGCGAAUGAACCAACAUAAAGCAGUUCUCGAAGAGGGAAUUUUAGAUAAAAAUUCUACACUUCUAGCUAUAUUUCCUAGCCCAAUGAUGUAUGCUGGACCAGUCGAGGUUCAGUGGCACGCGAAAGCGAGGAUGAACGCAGGUGCUAAUUUCUACAUUGUGGGGAGAGAUCCUGCCGGUAUUCCUCAUCCCAAUAAGGACUCAACUCCCGAUGGAAAUCUCUACGACCCAACGCAUGGGGCUAGGGUACUGUCAAUGGCCCGGGGACUCCAGAAUCUUGAGAUAAUUCCCUUCAAAGUUGCGGCUUAUGAUACGAAAAAUAAGAAAAUGGACUUUUUCGAUCCAGAGAGGAAACAGGAUUUUGAUUUCAUCUCUGGGACGAGAAUGAGAGCACUAGCCAGAGCCGGCCAAGCACCACCGGAUGGUUUCAUGGCACCCGGAGCAUGGCAAGUCCUCGUGAACUAUUACCAAGGUGGAAACCAAAACGAAUGAAGCAUAAUCCCUUAAAUUUUUACCGCAAUCCGACAAAUAAAUAUAAUGAAUUCCAAAGUGAAGUGGUGAAACAAAAACACAUCACACAUUAUUGAUGAUCAAAUUAUAUUGAUAUCGAAUGAUUCUAGGGGAAAAUGUCCAAUACAUAUUUCGUGGAAAAUCUCAUCACCGGCAAAAAAUAUUUUAUCGCACUUUCUCGUCGGAGGAGCGUUUCACGAAACAAUUUUUUAUGUUUCAUCGCUUCACAGCCUAAUCAUCAAUUGCAAAGCAUUUUAAUUGAUUUAACAUUCCAAAACUGUACAUACCGACCACUUGGCAAUAUUCUCCAGAAUCUUGUACCUCAUACUGUGGUACAAUGCAAUAUCAAAUAUUAUUUUUAAAAAGAGGGAUUUAUAUAUUUUAUAGAGUUUGAUAUAUGAUCGAAAAAAUUAUUUUCUCUUGAAAUUGUAAUUGAAAAAUCAUGUGGCGUUAAAUAUUUAUUACACCGACAUGUGCCCGGAGUGAAUAAUUACCUGAGAGAAGAAUAAGUAGAUUGAA
Molecule: messenger RNA, 2719 nt
Organism: Diachasmimorpha longicaudata
Lineage: Eukaryota; Metazoa; Arthropoda; Insecta; Hymenoptera; Braconidae
Gene: Papss
Product: bifunctional 3'-phosphoadenosine 5'-phosphosulfate synthase
Exons: 8
Coding region: 329-2182 (617 amino acids)
Biological process (GO): sulfate assimilation; 3'-phosphoadenosine 5'-phosphosulfate biosynthetic process
Molecular function (GO): ATP binding; adenylylsulfate kinase activity; sulfate adenylyltransferase (ATP) activity
Source: RefSeq, a predicted model, not a curated record